Messenger RNA from Protopterus annectens (West African lungfish), 2005 nucleotides. It is a transcript of the gene STPG2, whose product is annotated as sperm tail PG-rich repeat containing 2. NCBI's taxonomy places the organism in Eukaryota, Metazoa, Chordata, Ceratodontiformes, Protopteridae. The transcript has 13 exons. Bases 278 to 2005 code for a protein of 575 amino acids. The record is from RefSeq and is a predicted model, not a curated record.
AGAGCGCGUCGGACUGUAUGCUGUUGCCAUGGCAACUGUAUACGGUGGUUCUGCUAGUUUUUCUACCGGGAAUGGAAAGUUGCGGCAGGGAGUUAAAAAGUCGUGUUACGUUGUGAAUGAGUGAAAUAGCAACUGUUUUAACUUGAAGCAAAAAAAAAAAAAAAUAAUAAAAUAAAAAAAAAAAACAGCACCGAAUUUGAGUUAUCGGAGACACUGCAGGCACAUCCUAAAUAUAUCGUUAAAUGAACUUUGACAGUUGUAACUGUAAACAGCAAGAAUGUAUGACAGAGCAGCAAGAAUGCUUUCUGUUACUUUGGGAAGCACACAAGCCAACGUUGGUCCGGGAUCUUACGAUUUCAUCUCAGAGGGGGCACUACGACAGAAUGUGAAAGACCCAGCUAAAUUUGAUUCCUAUGCACCUUUCCUCUCCCUAAAAGACCGUACCUCUUUGUUUGAUGUUGGCAAUGAUAUAAAGGUUGUUCCUGGACCAGGAUACUAUAACACCAGCUCAGCAAAGGAGCGUGUUCGAGGUGGCACAAGUCUGAAGAACAGAGUGAAGCGCUUUGAGGAAACCAAGUCUGAUGUACCAGGUCCUGGUUCUUAUGAUAUGCCAUUAACAGCCUGGGAAACAAAGAACAGGACUGAUCUAGAAGUCAUGUUAUAUCCCAGGAAAAAGGUGAUACCAAGCUGGGUGAGAUACCUGCAGAAGCUAAAUGCACCUUCUAUUCCUAGUCCAGGCCAAGCUUGGGGCUACGAGGAAGCAGAAGACGGAAAGCUGAAAAAGCAGUUUGCACCACCAACAGAUGCUAGCCUUGGACCUGCUUACUACAAUUGCCAAAAUCUUGAUACAUAUGUUACUGUGAAGUAUAAGGGAGUUCACUUUGCAAACAGGACAGGAAAGCGCAUUGACUUUAAAAGUUCAGAAGGACCAGGACCUGGGGCAUACGAUUUACUUCAGGAAAAUGCACUGCAUUAUGAGAAUGUCAACAUCAAGAGUGAGGACAAGAAGAAAUAUGAGCCCUUCAUUCCACGUUAUUAUGAAGUAAUAGGAUUGCAAGAAGAAAAGAAGGGUGUUCCUGGACCAGGGCAGUAUGAAAUUAAAGGGCAAUUUGAGAAGAGCAACUCGGCUAAAGAGAAAUUAGUCAUGCAUCACCCUCCAUUUCUUUCACAAACUGAAAGAUUUGCACCUGUAAAAGCAAUCACUCCUGCUCCUGGCUCAUAUAAUGAUCCACGGACAGCCCUACAGAGUUUGCGGAAAACAUCUGGGCUGAAAAAGACCCCUUUUGGCCAGUCUUCUGUUCGAUUCAGUGCAGACUCCAGGCUUCAAAGAACACCAGGUCCAGGAGCUUACAACAUCUUCAACUAUGGUAUUGCUCAAGAAAGCUGGAAGAAAGCUUACCUGGAAAGCACCAGAAAAGGGGCCUUUGGCUCAGGAGCUCAGCGUCUACAGUCCUUUAGUAAGCAGCAAACUGAAGGAAAUCCUGGACCAGCUGAUUACCAGGUGCAGUUGACAAAUGAAGAAAGAUACAAACAACAACAAAGUUCAAUUUUCAAGUCUGCAACAGACCGUCUGAAUACUCCAGUUGUUGCAAAGGAUGCACCUCCACCAGGUUUAUAUGAUGUUCAGAAGUCCUUUGAGAAAUUACAGGGCAAAAGCCAAUAUGUGCCACCACGCUCUGAAACUGCAGCAAGAAAACAUGGCUCAUUCCUUAGUACAGCACCCAGGGAUCCUGUUUUUAUUAAGACUGACAGAGAUGCACCAGGACCUGGCCAGUAUGACCCUGUAAUAAGCUUGCCUCAGAAAAUGUCCAUAUUAUUGUCAAGAGAGGAACGAUUCAAGGAACCAAAAGAAAUCACCCCAGGACCUGCAGCAUAUGAGGUAAAAGAGAAAAGAAGCAAUGUAAUAAUAUACAACAGCUCUGUGAAAGACGAUGAACAGGCUUUAGUGAGUGUUAUUGGAAAUAUCCUAAUCAACUUCAUAGCUCAGCUCUGCUUUUUCCUGUGA